Salpingoeca rosetta is the source of this 4150-nucleotide messenger RNA. RefSeq lists its product as uncharacterized. Gene Ontology annotation, biological process: positive regulation of GTPase activity. Gene Ontology annotation, molecular function: protein binding; GTPase activator activity. The coding region runs from base 66 to 3866 and encodes 1266 amino acids. The transcript has 19 exons. Lineage: Eukaryota; Choanoflagellata; Craspedida; Salpingoecidae. The record is from RefSeq and is a predicted model, not a curated record.
GCCAUCGCCAACCACAACAACAACUGUGCACCACACAUCGGCGUGUGGUUGACAAGCAGCGAGCCAUGUCCAUCCCCAGUGUGCGCACGAGUGACCGUGCGACAGAGGUCGUACAGGGCAUGUUGGACAGCUUACAAAUGGCGGGACUUCCCACGAGCGACAUUGAUGCCAUCUUUGACCUGGAUGACGCGUUCAGGGACAUCACCACCCAUGCCUCCACUUUCAGAGCAGCUGCCAGCCCCAACCAGCGAUUCUGCGAAGCGUUGAACCAGUUUGGCAGUGCAUCGCUUGCCAACAGCGAAGGCGGUGUCGCCCACAUUCACAAGCGUUUGUACGGCAUGUGUGCGGACCUGGAUCAGACUAGGACAGAGUACAAUCAGUCCGUAUACUCGUUGCUUCAGCACCGCAUGGGCUUGAUAUCUGGCGGAGACGCCCCCAGCUCGCUGCAAGAGAAAUUGCAUGGUGCCAUGCGCCAAUAUGAGAAGGAGCGAUCCAAGAAACGAGGCAGCGCGGACCGCCGCCGUAUGGCUGUGGCCACGCACCACCGCAUCUUGCAGAAGACCGUCUGCGAAUACAUGCAAGGAUUCUGUGACUUGAAAGGGCGCCGCCAACUCGAACUUGUCACGCUUGUUGUGCAGCUCUUCAAGCAGCAGCUGUCCUUCCUCAAGUCCUACGUGCAGGUGCUGGAGUCCUCUCUUCCGGACAUUGCGGAUUUGGAAGCCCUCGUGGCGACUGAGAAGGAGACACAUGCGGGGCAUCGCCGAGUGCUGGAAGAAAUUACGGAGCGCGUCACGCAAGAGGUUUUCUCAUGCGAGCGGCGAGAGCACAGCGCUGCACAGAUCCAGCGCGAGUCGAAGAAACGCCACAAACGCGCAAGCUCGACAGGACACGAGCUCUUGGGUGUGGAUGCGUUGAUUGAGUCGCAUUCAGCGCCGGUCGCUGCAAUGCUGCGCGCCAUCUUUGCAAAUCCGGCAAAUCACACGUGUGCAGACUGCAAACACGCCAUGCCCCGCUUUGCGCUCUGCGAUAUUGGACUGCUGGUGUGCGAGGAAUGUGUCAAGGUGCACUAUCAACUCACCCCUGUCGCUGACACUGAUAAACCAUGGUCUAUAUUGGCUGGCCCAGACCACUCUCGACGGAUUGUGAACCUCAAGGACACAUCCAUGUCUGCUCUCCAUCUCUUCUUAGUUCGGGCGAUUGGAAACGAGCUUGGCAAUGGGGUGCUGGAACCGCGAUGGUCUGGACAGGCCCGCUCCACUACACAGGAGGACCGCGCUGCGUUCAUCCGCAAGAAAUACGGCGCAUUUGCAUUCGCAAACUUGCAGCCAAACAUGCAGCAGACGCCAUUGACACGGUGUCUUCGCGACAACGCGUACGCGGACUGUGGCGUGUGUGUUGUUCUGCUGCACCAGCUCGUAUCUGGUGCGAAUGUCCACGGGCGCGAUGGCCUUGAAGCGCUGCAUCUUCUCAUUGCGGAGGGGAACGCCCUCGCUGUCGCCUUUCUCCUCCUCAACGGCACCAGCGCCAACGGGGUCCUGCAGCACCACACCCCGCUCCACGUCGCCUGCCAGAUGGAUCGCGUCGAGUGUGCAAAGCUGCUGUUACAUUUUGGUGCGGACAUUCACGCGCGCGACCAGAACGGGGACACGCCAGCGAGCAUUGCUCAGGCAUUUUCGAGCAUCGGCUGCUCCUACCUGCUCGCCGCAGUCAGUGAUGGGGACAUGGAGGCUGUCCUCCAGCAGCCAAUCUUCAUUGAGGCGUGGCGACGAGAGGACGCGACAGGGUCAUCCGCACACUCACCAGCGAGUGACAGGCGCUCCACGCCGCUGCUGCUGUCCCCGCCCUCGUCCCGCGAUGUGUCGCCUGCUGUUGAGGCCCGAUCGCACGCGCCCGUGCCUGCAGGCACUUCUCCACCGCCGCCAAGCUCCCUACGCCAUGUGAUGUCGCCGCCACAGCUCCGCGCCACGCGCUCACACAUGGACACAUCCACGCCGGCAAAGCGCUACCAACAACAACAACAGCAGCAGCAGCAGCAGCAGCGACCAGGGACGACGCUAAACAUGACAUACGAAGCACACGGUGCGCACGAAGCAACAACGCACGGCGAGCUCCCAACGCGCAACGCUGGCACUGCCAACAGCAGCCAUUACGGGUUCGAGAGCAAGCAGCACAGCACCGGCAGCACUGGCAACGCUGGCGGUGCAAGCGGUGAUGGCGCUGAUGAUGAGAGUGACGAGGAUGACCCGCUCUACGCAAAGAUUGACGACUUUGAUCUCGGCGGCGAGGAAGAUAUCCACGCGCCGAAGCCCCGCCCCGCCCGCCGUGCACCGCCGCCGCCGCCACAGCACCACGCGCAACAACGCUCAUACCUCCCCCAACACUACCUGCACCAACAACAACAGCAGCGUGUGAGCGAGCGACCGCCACCACUGCCAGCGCGCCCCCCGCCAUCUUCGUCGUCACGACCACUCCCGCCACCAAUCAACAGCCCCAUGCGCUCACGAUCAGCAACAGCUGUUGAGCUGACACGCCCGCACCAGCACCAGCACCAGCGCAACCUCCGCCACACGUCGGUGUCGGCGUCGACUGGCAUGGGGCGCCACGCAUCUGCCACGGCGUUUGUGGCCGAUGCACAUCGUCGCAGAAACAGCACAGCUGCAUCCUCACACAUCAACAUCAGCAGGUACACUGGUGGUGCGGGUAUCGCCAGCGGUGGUGUUAAUGGUGGUGGUGGUGGUGGUGGCGAUCACGUGGGCAUGCCACGGCGUGAAACGACACCACCGCCACUUCCACCGCCGCCAGGUACGCUCCCACCACCACCACCAUCGCUGCCGCCACCGCCACCACCAGCGACAACAGCAGCAGCGAUGCUGUCAGGAGACGGCGACGGCACUGGUGGUGAGGCGCAACUUCGCGCGGCACAAGUCGCCAUGGAGGCAGACGGUGUGAGCCCGUAUGCGGUGGUACCAAUCUCGCUCACACAAGACUUGCGCAGUGACGUCACCGACGGCAACGACAAUGGGCGUGGAGACCAUUAUGACGCACAUGUGGAUCGCGGUGGUGACGAUGACUGCGUUGACUAUGGUGAAGAGUUGGGGGUGCAGCAGGUGACACAGCAGUCGCGAACAGCAGCAAAGGAGAGCGUGUACGGUUUUGUUGGCAUGGGCGCAGCUGAUGUGAUGGGAAAAACGCAAGAUGAUGCUGAUGCUGGUGGUCGGGUGGCGGCCAGUGACGUUGGUGGCGUUGAUGCAGCGAGUGAGCGCGGGGACGUGGAUCAUGGACAGCCACAUGCGAAAGAGCCAUCGCCUGUUCUCCCCAGCACGCCGCCCAUCCCACCUGGUACACCGCCACCGCCGCCGCCGCCUCCGCCUCCACCACCGACACAUGCAACGACAUCAGCAUCGCUUGUGUCAAUGCCAACGCCCGUGCGACUGGACGAGCACUACGAGGCGCCUGUAUCCCAUGGCAGUGAACACGCACAGCAGCAACCACGGCAACCACAACAACCACAACAACCACAACAACAGCAGCAGCCGCAGCAACAGGGGCGUCGUGCCACCAUCAGCAACAUUGGUGUUAGUGUUGGUGUUGGGCGAGGCGGAGGUGACGUGUCGAAGCUUGCGCCGCGGCUGUCGAGCCGGCGUAUGAGCACAUCUCGCGUAUCGGGAAGUCGAACGCGAACGGCUUCGGCGCCGCCCGUGCCACCACGACCAACGAAUCUGAGCAAACUCAAGGAAAGACAGAGGCAACGCCACCACCAGCAGCAACAACAACAACAACAACAACAACAACAACAACAACAACAACAACAACAACAACAACAACAACAACAACAACAACAACAACAGCUGGGGAGCAGCCAGUGAUGUCUCGAAGUAGUUGAUGGGGCGAAUGGGGUGCCGUUGGCUAUGUGGGGGGGGGGGUGAGUAGUGUAUGGUGCGUUGGCGUUGGCAGUUUGUGGUUGGCCAGUGGUUUGUAGCAAGCAUCAGAGGCUAGGAUUGGCCGUGUUUUCGGUGGAUAUGUAUUGUGUGGUACCCAUGUAUGUGUUUGCGCAAGAUCAAUGUUUGCUGUGGGCUGUUUAUUGGUAAUUUCUGGCUUGGUGUUGUUACACAUGAUAUAAUUAACAGUUUCUCUCGCGAAUACACGACGA